CGACAAUUAUAUCCUGCCGUAACCAUUGACCUUCUGCUACAAGCGUAACAUAGAUAUCAUGAAAGUUUUUAAUCCAAUUGUUUGAGGCAUGAUCCAUAGGCGCACUAAUUUAUUUUGACGCUACAGCAAUUAAUGAUGAUUGUUCUGUUGAGGCUGAAAGCCUCAAACAUUCAAAUUUAUAAGUAUUCGAAAUAUUCCACUUCAAUAGGACUCUGCAAAAACAAUCACUUUUUAUACAGUUUUUCGACGAGAACUACCAGUUCAUAUUCUGAGAAUGCUAUUACUCCAAGCAAACCCCGAAGAAUUUUCCGGAAGUUCCUGUUUUUGAGUCUGAUAUCAAUCAGUUCAUUUAUUGGCUUAGUUUACGUGUCUGAAACCAUUCGAAAUGAAUUGACUUCAUACUAUCCACCUUCUAAGGACAUACUAAAUCUGGUCGAAAAUUCGAUUGGAGGUUGGUAUUCUGGCUCAAAUGUUGAACAACCGGUUGUUCCUGUUAGUGAUUUUCCACUUCCACUCAAACGAAAUUCUGAGUCAAUCAGUCAGGUGAAUUCUGUGGCCAGUCCAGAACCUGUUAUUAUUGAGGAAAAAAAGCAUUCACUACCUACUGUGGAAGAAGUUAGAGAUAUGACAGAGAAACGUGAUCAUGUGACGGUGAGGAACGUAGACUUCUAUGAACUACCCAACGUUGUGAGGGAUGUAGAAAGUAGAGUGGAGAGUGCCAAAACUAAAUUGAGAGAAUUUGAACAUGUUAUUGAGAAAUAUUUCGAUGCACUGCUUAUUGCUGUACAAGAUAACAAUUUAAUUUCGAAAGAGAAAAAUUGGGAUUUUGUUGGAAAACUAGAACUGAAAAAAGAUAUGUUAGAAGAACAAGUGGAAAAAAUCGUCCAACAAGCUUCACAACAACUUGACGAACUUCAUCAUAUCAUUGAGCAACAUAAAAAUUCGGAACAAGCAAUUGACAGUAAUAUCAUCCCUGAUUCUAUUGAAACUUAUGGAAAAUUACAAUAUGACUUGACUGGAUCAAUCAAUAAGGUAGUAAAACUUCAGAACGAUGUUAAUAUGCUUAAACGUUAUCGUGAUUUAGCUUCUUCGUCGCAUACAAACUUACAGAAUGAUUUAGAAGCUUUGUCGAAACAUAUUGAAGGGAAAAGGCAGAGCAAAGGCACUUCCAAAACAAUGAAUGUGGAUGAGUUGAAUGAUUUGAUUUCAGUGGCACAUGCCCGUAUCUCUUCCUUACAAGAUAAAUUAGAUCAUUUAGAACAUAGUGAAAGAGAACGAAUGAAAUCAGCUUUAGAAGCACAACGUCAAGCAGAUGACAGUCUUCGAAAAGAAUAUAUCAAACAAGAAUUAAAUCGAGAACGCACGAGACAUGAGAUUGAAAGACAUAAAUGGUUACGAGAAGCACGUGAUGCUAAAGAACAUGAAUCAAGAUUAGCACUGGCGAGACAUAGUGAACAUCUUUCACAUAUGUUACAAUUACAGAAAGAGAAAAUGGAGCAUCGAUUCGCACAUCAACUGCGUGAAGAGUUGGCAAAAGAAAGAGUUGCUUUUGAAGCUGCACUUAUCGGUUGGACUAAGCGUAUGGAAGCCAUAGAAGAUGUUAUAGACGGAAGAGCGGAUCUAGAUCGGUUAGCUAAAGAAGCACAAUCAUUAUGGCUUUCAUGUGAAGCUUUAGCCUGUCGACUGCAUUCAGUUAGCCCGUCAAUGAAACCUCACCAUGAAACGAAAAGCGAUUCAGUCCUACUGAGUCAAACUGGAUCUUUAAAAGAUUUUGUCAAUUCUAUUCGUGAAUGCGCCACUUCCGGAAACUACCCUUUUGUCAAUAUAAUUCUAGACAGUCUGUCUAAUGAUAUAGUGGAAAACGGAGUUUGGACAGAAAAUGGAUUGAAGAAGAGAUUUGAAAAGGUAUAUAACGUCUGCAGAAAUGUUGCAUUAAUUGAUGAAACAAGUGGUUCACUAUGGGAAUAUGCUUUAUCAUGGCUACAGUCUAUAUUAAUCGUAGAUGUGAAAUAUAAAUGUUUGGAAGCGAUUUCACGUAUUAAACCAAAUAUUGGUAGUCCUUAUGUUCAAUACAUUAAAGAUUAUGAUGCAACGAAACAAACGGACUCAAGACCAGAUUCAUUUCAGUUGUUAUCUAGUGCCAAAUUUGCUAUGGCUAGUGACCAUAAUAUCUUUUCAGGUGACGAAAAUACAUCUGGUGAUGAAGCACUUGAAACAGCUGUACGAUUGUUAGGUCAGUUGAGUGGUCAAUCUCGUGUUGUUGCAAAUGAUUGGUUAGUUGAUGCUCGACACUAUUUAGAAGCUAAACAGACUGCUAGAACGUUAUUAGCUUAUGUUGCAGCUCGUGAUAUUUCUACUUUCCAAAAACGUCUAUAAUUUUAUUCAAAAAGAACCAUUUAAAAGGGCUAUUUCAUUAUUUAUCGUUCUUGAGUACUGUUUGAAUCUUUUCAUGAAGCAUCGUUUGUGAAAUUAGUAUUUAAUUUUUGUAUGAAGUGAAUUCUGAUUUGUAAUUAGCCUUAUUUAAAUGUACAUGAAUAUAACUAGACAGAAAUACAGUAGUACACUUUUCCUAUCAAGAUUUUCUUUGGUGUUGUCAUGGAUUAGUGUUAUUGUUGGAAAUCUUUCCACUAUUUUGAUUACACAAUAUCUUGUUGUCUAACAAAUUCUAUUUAGUCAAUUGCUUGUAGUAAUUCUAUAUUUGUAUCCUUAUGGUAGUAAUAAUACUUACGGGCGAAUAAAUAGCACAUAUCACCCAC
Messenger RNA from Schistosoma spindalis, 2756 nucleotides. The record is from the annotation of a GenBank genome assembly. NCBI's taxonomy places the organism in Eukaryota, Metazoa, Platyhelminthes, Trematoda, Strigeidida, Schistosomatidae.